Sinocyclocheilus grahami is the source of this 294-nucleotide messenger RNA. RefSeq names its product parvalbumin beta-like. The annotation marks the transcript as partial. Gene Ontology annotation, cellular component: cytoplasm. The record is from RefSeq and is a predicted model, not a curated record. The transcript is spliced from 2 exons. Gene Ontology annotation, molecular function: calcium ion binding. Lineage: Eukaryota; Metazoa; Chordata; Actinopteri; Cypriniformes; Cyprinidae.
AUACUGACACGUUUCUAUCCCAAACCAGCUGCUGACUCCUUCAGCCACAAGGCGUUCUUCGCCAAGGUUGGCCUGGCCGCCAAGUCCUCUGAUGACGUCAAGAAGGCUUUCGGCAUCAUUGACCAGGACAACAGCGGCUUCAUUGAGGAGGAUGAGCUGAAGCUGUUCCUGCAGAACUUCAAGGCCGGUGCCAGGGCUCUGACCGACAAAGAGACCAAGGCCUUCCUGUCUGCUGGUGACAGUGAUGGUGAUGGCAAGAUUGGAGCUGAAGGUACAUGAAAAAUGCCAUUUUGA